Messenger RNA from Dalotia coriaria, 3491 nucleotides. RefSeq names its product beta-arrestin-1-like. Gene Ontology annotation, molecular function: G protein-coupled receptor binding. Gene Ontology annotation, cellular component: cytoplasm. Bases 848 to 2251 code for a protein of 467 amino acids. Gene Ontology annotation, biological process: G protein-coupled receptor internalization; signal transduction. The record is from RefSeq and is a predicted model, not a curated record. NCBI's taxonomy places the organism in Eukaryota, Metazoa, Arthropoda, Insecta, Coleoptera, Staphylinidae. The transcript is spliced from 10 exons.
UUUACGGAACCCGCACAACUUCCACUUGCAAGCCCGAGUGAUGUUCAGCUCGUUGCGCGUAAUUUAUUCAUCAACAAUCGGAAGUAUCGACUGAUGAUCAAGCGCGUCUUCUCGGUACUUGUAUGCACGAAUAUGCGCAAACACGCGACCGGCCGCGUCGCGAUCGUGAUAAACAGUUGAAGAACGCGCCGCCGUUUAGUGCAAGUGAGUCAGUCAUCCGGGUGCCGCAUGCUCGCCAGCAGCAGAAGGUCCCAAUCGCAACAACUAAGUUAGCGGCGUGCCACAACUUCCGUAUAAAUAGCGAUAACGGCGAUAACGUCGUUAGUGAAGUGCGUCGCGUCUAGGCCAGCCUAAUUGCAGACGCAAUUCGACGGCAGUGUAUGCGUAUAUGCUGAACGUACGUGUUUACAUUGUGCGAGCGCACCUGAUCGCGCCGAUUGCGGGGCGGCAUUGUCUGGCUGUGCGAGGGUGAAAUUUGUCGCGACGCGCACACAAUGCCGGCGCACACAAUACGUUAAUGAACCACCGCGCGUGGAUUGAAAUCGGCGGCUGAGCGCGCGGACAGCGGACGGAAGGAAGAGAAACGGAAAAGGUGGAAACGCAUCGACGGCAACACACAACACGACGACGACGACGGCUUUAUUAGCAAUUUGUCGUCGGUCGAGAGUCAACACUGAAUCAACACCGGAAAGCCGCGCACGUCAUUGAUACACGCCCGCCGUGUUGGGAAUAACGUUCCACUCUCAUCUGCAAACAUAAAUACGUCAUCGUGGAGGGUGGCAAGGUGCAGGCGCCUCCCCGCAGCAGCCCUGAGAGCGCCGCCGGUUUGGCACCACCGUCGCCGGACAUGGACGACACCAGCAGCAAGCGACAAGCGACCAGUUUAUUCGGUUGUAGAGUUUUCAAGAAGUCAUCGCCCAAUGGCAAAAUCACGGUGUAUCUUGGCAAACGUGACUUUGUCGAUCACAUAUCGAACGUGGACCCGAUCGACGGCGUCGUCCUCAUUGAUCCCGAGUACGUAAAGGAUCGCAAAGUGUUCGGGCAUGUCCUGGCGGCGUUUCGUUACGGACGCGAGGAUCUCGACGUUCUGGGCUUGACGUUCCGCAAGGAUUUGUAUCUGGCUGCCGAGCAGAUUUAUCCGCAGGACCCGAACGCGACGAAACGACCGCUCACACGACUACAGGAGAGGCUUAUAAAAAAGUUGGGACCAAACGCGUUUCCAUUCUAUUUUGAGUUGCCGCCGCAUUGUCCUGCCUCUGUUACCCUGCAACCUGCUCCUGGCGACACUGGAAAACCAUGCGGGGUUGAUUACGAGCUGAAGGCGUUUGUGGGUGAGACGCAGGACGAUAAACCGCACAAACGCAACUCUGUCAGAUUAGCAAUACGAAAGAUAAUGUACGCACCGAGUAAACAAGGUGAGCAGCCAUCCGUGGAGGUGAGUAAGGAGUUUAUGAUGAGUCCCAACAAGCUCCACUUGGAAGCGUCGCUAGAUAAGGAACUCUAUCAUCACGGCGAGAAUAUUGCGGUGAAUGUUCACAUAGCAAACAAUUCGAAUCGCACCGUGAAGAAGAUUAAAGUCAGCGUGCGACAGUUUGCCGACAUUUGUCUCUUCUCCACUGCGCAGUAUAAAUGCACUGUUGCUGAAACAGACAGCGAAGCAGGUUGUCCGGUGUCGCCUGGUUUUACCAUGUCGAAGGUGUUUUCGGUACGUCCGCUGCUCGCCAACAACAAAGACAAACGCGGCCUGGCACUCGACGGACAGCUAAAGCACGAAGACACGAAUCUGGCGUCGUCGACAAUAGAAGGCUGCCCCAUUGGCCCCGGCUUCACCCUGAGCAAAGUCUUUGCGCUGACGCCGCUCUUGGCGAAUAACAAGGACAAGUGGGGCCUGGCGCUGGACGGACAACUUAAGCACGAAGAUACUAACUUAGCAUCGAGCACCCUAGUGGCUGAUCCUGCUCAACGCGAGAACCUAGGCAUCAUCGUGCAGUACAAAGUCAAAGUGAAAUUGUAUUUAGGCGCUCUUGGAGGCGAUUUAGUGGCUGAAUUGCCUUUUAUCCUAAUGCAUCCUAAGCCUGAAGAGGAAUUACUACCCCCGCUGGACUCGUCCCGAAGAGAAAGCAGAGAAAUGGGCGCAAAUUCCGCCGACGAUACGAAUCUUAUACAACUCGACACAGAUGAGAACAACGACGAUAUCAUCUUCGAAGAUUUCGCAAGACUCCGACUGAAGGGCGGCGAGACGGACGCAUGAGGCGUCGACUAAUCCAAACAAAUCCCGAAAUCGCGAAGCGGAUUUGAACGAAUUGUCUUAUCGCGCCUGUAAAAUGUGCCCUAGUCAAGAAGAAAAAAAAAGUAUGAAACACACAAACACACAGAGCAUGUGCCGUCAAAAUGGCGUCCGGCGGCCAUUUUGCCACACUCAACUGGUCAGUCAGUAAAACCAACCAACCAACCCAACCUACCCCUAAAUACAAAAUAUAUUUUCUUAUAUUUAUUAUUAUGCGACGAUCGUGGAGGAGAUGCGCAUUUUGAUUUUUUCAUGUUUGCUUUCCGCAUUCUUGGUGGCGCCGCGCAUUUACACUUACCUUAGCGCCACCACCCGCUUGGUGCGCUCAGUGUAUUAAUUGGAAUUGUAUGUAUUACUAAUCAUUUAUUGUUUUUAAUUUGUCUAUUCGUGUAUUUAUUGGCGCCGCGCUAGAUUAGUCACCCGCCUAGUCACUUCACACUGACUUCGUGGAACGCAACCGCAACGUCCAGCAUGGAAUCAACGCUUACUUCUAAUUACAAUGUUUUAUAUUAACCGAUUUACGCGCGAAUCAAUUACACAUCGUUAAUUAACUAAAGACAAGGAUAUAGACAAGCAUUUUUUCCUAUACAAUACGACUCUAUCGGACUUUAGUAAUUACUGUAAACCGUUGUUAUAUACUUGCGUCGCAAACACACAAUGAGAGGAAAAUGAAAGAGAAAGAAAGUUCUAAUUAUAUAUAACACGCAUCUAUUGCAUAUAUUGAAUGUUGACUGUAAGUUUUUUGUGACGUUUUUAAAUGUUUAAGCGCAGAGCAGAACUUAACCUUUAAUCAAAGACGCAGUAAAAAAAGAAACCCAGAUGUGUGUACCCACACACCACGAAUUUAUUGAUCAAAACUUGUAUGUAAAAGGAAAAAAAAACGUUUCUCAUUGUAUGACAUUCGAACGCCGACUGAACACACAACACGGAACAUACACACACACACACACCAUACCAUAAAUAUUAAACAUAUAUUUUUAAUGUUUGUAUUUUCUAGAAAAUGAAAUGAAACUAAAAACGUGGAGCGCAAAAUUCGGUGGCUAAUAUUCAUACCUGUGUGUAAAACAAAACUGAACAACAAAACGAUCACUAAACGAAUGUGGAACAAUAGACAAAAGGCAUAACUUAAUUCGGUUCGAUGUAUUAUAUUACGAAAUAUGUAUACACUUAAAAUAAACGUAAAUAAUAUACAAAAUGUAAUAAA